AGCAACUCUUUCAAAUUGACGACGGCCUCGCCCAUCAUAACCUACUUGUUUGAUAUCGCUCGUGAACUUGGCGGAGAGGAGGGGCGCUGGCGCGGAUGGUCACACACGGGAAACGUGCAAACAAACAAACAUUGGAAACGACCGUGGGGGGCUUUCGGUGCGUUCUCGGAAGUUGCGAGCGACUCCGGCAAAUGUUAACUUUUCCUGACCAUGUGCGGGUUCGCUCAUCGACGGAGCCUCAGCACUGACUGGAUAUAAGCGGAAGACACCGGUGACCUGCUGCUGCUUCGGACGGCUUGUUUUACGGCAUCAGUAAUCUCUUCGGGCCGGGGUUAAACUGCGGCUGCGAGGCUGGCUUGGGCCGGCGGGGUCACGAUGAUGGAAGCGCCAUUGGCGCCGCAACAGCGUGCCCCGCUCGGAAUGCAUCCAGGAGGCUUAGGCAUGGCUCCCUUCGGCAUCGAGCCCAUCGCUGCCGACCCUGAGCCGUCCAUCGUUAAGGAAGGCUGGCUCAACAAGCGAGGGGAACACAUCAAGAACUGGCGGAAACGCUACUUUGUGCUGCGCGAGGACGGCACGCUGAUUGGGUUCAAGCUUAAGCCUGAGCAUAGCCACGCCGACCCUCUGAACAACUUUACUGUAAAAGGCUGCCAGCUGAUGAAGUCCGAGCGGCCAAAGCCAUUCACCUUCAUCAUUCGUGGCCUGCAGUGGACGACGGUCAUUGAACGCAUGUUCUGCGUUGACUCUGAAGAUGACCGGGAGGGUUGGUGCCAGGCCAUCCAGCAGGUGUCUGAGAAGUUGGCGAGUGAGGAGGACGUCGAGAUGGCAGAGCCCAAGGACGAGCAGUCGCUGCGCGACAAGUUCAGCAUCUCGACGCGCACGUACGCGACGGGCAACCGCCUCAGCCUGGACAACUUUGAGUUCCUCAAGGUGCUCGGCAAGGGCACCUUUGGCAAGGUGGUGCUGUGUCGCGAGAAGUCCACGGAGUCCCUGUACGCGAUCAAGAUCCUCAAGAAGAAGGUGGUCAUAGACAAGGAUGAGGUGGCCCACACACUGACUGAGAACAGGGUGCUGCGCAGCACAAAGCACCCGUUCCUCAUCUCGCUGCGCUACUCCUUCCAGACGGCCGACCGGCUCUGCUUCGUCAUGGAGUACGUCAAUGGCGGCGAGCUCUUCUUCCACUUGUCACGCGACCGCGUCUUCACGGAGGAGCGCACCCGCUUCUACUCGGCCGAGAUACUGCUCGCCCUCGAGUAUCUGCACAGCCAGGGCAUUAUCUACCGGGACCUGAAGCUGGAGAACCUUCUGCUGGACAGGGAGGGCCACGUCAAGAUUGCAGACUUUGGCCUCUGCAAGGAGGACAUCUCUUUCGGGUCCACGACAAAGACCUUCUGCGGCACGCCCGAGUACCUUGCACCCGAAGUGCUGGAGGACACCGACUACGGCCGGGCCGUUGACUGGUGGGGGCUGGGCGUGGUCAUGUACGAGAUGAUGUGUGGCCGCUUGCCCUUCUACAGCCGAGACCACGACGUACUGUUUGAACUGAUCCUCGUCGAGGAAGUCAAGUACCCCAAGAGCAUGAGUCCCGAGGCGAGGCACCUGCUCUCGGGCCUGCUCGUCAAGAACCCGAGGCACCGGCUGGGUGGCUCGGUCAACGACGCUGCCGACAUCAAGGUGCACCCCUUCUUCCGAUCCGUCAAUUGGGACGAUGUGGCCCAGAAGAAGGUGACACCGCCCUUCAAGCCGCUGGUGACUUCCGACACGGACACACGCUACUUCGACCAAGAGUUCACGGGCGAGACCGUCGAACUGACACCGCCCGAAGAAGGCCCCCUCAACUCCAUAUCUGAGGAGUUUGAGCAGCCGUACUUCCAACAGUUCUCCUACCACGGCAGCACGGGCGCCCUGUGCGGUGGGGGUCGCGGCUACUCGGCCAGUGACCGCAAGGCCAUCCUCUCCUGAGCGGAGGCCCCUCGUUGGAACUUGGUGAACAGUGCAGGGCACAGCUGAGGCACAACGCGUCAUUUAAGACUGCUCGGUGCACAUGCGUCAUCGGCCACAGUGAAAGAAAUGGAACACAUGAGCCACUGAAGGAUGAAGUGUGUCGUCUAUCGAAGGUUACCCCUCCCCCCCUCUCUGUCAUCUGCAAAGGUUACCCCCUCUUAAUCCCUCCUGUGUUGUUUAUGAUAGUUACCAUAUUAUGAAUGAUUUUACGAUUGCAGAAACAAUUGAAUGCCGGGCAUGUUGCCUCUGUGUGUAGUAUUACGUCCUUUUUGCAUGUUUCAGAAGUGCUUGUGCAAAAAACACUAAUGUCUCAGAGGGAAAGACACUCCGAAAUAUUUAUUGCCUUCACCGUCUACAUUCAACUCUCAAAGGGUGCAACGAAUCAUGACACAUGGAACACAAUUCUUCUUCGGGCUUUGCUACAAUGCCGUCUUCCGAGCUUGUGUUUAAAAAAAAAAAACUGAGCAGCACUUGUUGACAUUGGUCUGUUACGUGCUAUACUAAGGUAACAGCGACAACACAAAUUUGAUGGGACAUCACGAAGGUGUAGUGUUUUCAAUAACGACGUUCACGAUGCAUGACUGCGGGUAAGAUGUCCCUCGUUCAUUGUGUCGAUAACUUUUAUCUAAAAAUGUCCUUCAGAGAUUUCUGGCCUCUUGUUUUUUUGAUGUUGUUAAGUGGAUACUUUCAGAAUACGCAAGACAUUUCACCUGCCUAUUCAGGUGUCAAUGUGUGUCUGCAAAUGCUUUUGUCUGAAAUCACAAAGUCCAAUUUUCAAAUCACAACUUGGCAUCUAUGCACCACAGUUUUAGUAAUAGUCUUGCCCUGAAAGGCUUUCUCGUGGCUUAAAAUUGUGUUGGCUUGGCUACAUGUAGCACUUGAUUCUUAAGUUCUAGACACAAUUCUAGAACUUUGUGGAACCCUUAAAUUCAAAUAAUUGUGGUCAUUGAGGGUUCACUCUGAAGAGAGAAAUAAUGGAAGUUAAUUUUUGUAUAUAAAAAUCUAACCUGUAGGGUUUUAAGGAGCAAUCCAUAUUACACACUGCAAGGUGAUGACGUGCCUUUGACGCUUGCAGUGCUGUUUUUCUAUAUUUGUGGGUGUUCUUCAGCAAGUUCACACCCGCACACUGCGGCCGCAUAACGUUCUUGAUAAUGAUAGCUUGAUUCUUGACAGACGAAAGAAGUACAUACUGUUGCAAAACUUGGAACAAUAUGCAAAACUUGGAAGUGCUUUUGUCCAAGCACCUCUCUCUACCUAAUGAAGUUCUAGGCCCUAGAACUAUAAUCAUUAUUAAGAUAUCAACAUGACAGGCUGGUGAUAUUAUGUAAAGCCAAUCCCAGCACUGCCAAAGCUUCCAAACUUGCUUUUCAGCAUUAGCAGUGGUAAGAAAUGCAAUGAGGCCAUCUUGUUGAAGGCAAGUUGGGUAUGUGCGGAGAGGAAAGGGGGUUGUUAAUAGAACUUUGCCUGUCUGGUUGCAGCCGUAUUGGAGGUUUUGGCUUGUAAGAGAAGUUUAGAAAUAGCAAUGCAAGUAGUUGGCUUGUGUGAAGGAACGAUGGCGUAAGUAUGAAAAAAGAAAAAACAGCAGCAUCACUCGUGCACAGAACCUAAAAAUUUUUUGUGCAAAGGAACAAUGAAGGUGCACUAACAUUGGGUCAGCUAUCACUAAAUCUACGCUGAGAUUCUGUGCAAGCCAUGCUGUGAGGCCUUGGUGGGGCAUGGUUUCAUUGGAACCCCUGGUUUUUGAAGGGGUGGGAGAGGGCAAGAGAUGCGCUGCAGUUGGGUGCCGUGUUUUUCCUCAGCUGUAUUGUAGUAGUAAAUCCUGUGCCACGGAUGCACUCGCAUUUCUGCCCAACCAGUUGGUGCACCGUACGCAGUGGAACCAACCGAGUUGUCCUUCCGCUCGACACCCAAGAUGAACGGAAUGCAACGUGUACAUAAUGUAAGGCCUGAGGUGGGGCUAAUAAAAUGCUUCACAGAGAA
This is a messenger RNA of Rhipicephalus microplus (southern cattle tick), 3981 nucleotides long. It is a transcript of the gene Akt, whose product is annotated as AKT serine/threonine protein kinase. Gene Ontology annotation, molecular function: ATP binding; protein serine/threonine kinase activity. Gene Ontology annotation, biological process: protein phosphorylation. The record is from RefSeq and is a predicted model, not a curated record. Lineage: Eukaryota; Metazoa; Arthropoda; Arachnida; Ixodida; Ixodidae.